AUGUCUAGACCUCCAUCUCACAUAUCUCAGGCAUUGAGUGCGGAAGAGGCGGUAGCCACAGCCACCUCGCAGAAGGCAGCAUUGGACGCGGCUAUCAAUGCCGCGGAGUAUUACAUGAAAGCGCUGAGCCUGGCGCCCGCCGAAGAUAAAAGGCAUCUCGACCAAAAAUGCAAGGACUUACUUACAAAGGCCGAAAAGAUCAAGGCCGCUGCCGACUGGCAGUCCGUAGCGGGUGCGGGGCCCCAGAAAGCCUUCCCUAGCUUACGGCCGCCUACAUCCACACGCAAACUCACCACCCGCGAAGAGAUCAUCGUUCUCGAGGGGUCCAAGUUGAAUGGUUUCAUCUUUCCGCCGUGGAGUCGUGCACCACUUCAGGAUGAAUUCAUUCAGGAGGGGGAACCUUUCACGGAUGCGCCGGACUUGCACCUCUCUGAGUGUCAGAGGGAUAUUUUUGCAGGCUGGAAACGGCCGCAUGACCUGUUACGGACAAUGAAAGCGACCAGCCAGACACAUGAUGCAAUUGACCCGUCCAUGUCGGCUUCGGGGCAAACUGAUCUUGUGCAGGACGUCUUAACAGACUGCUCGGUGGUCGCGAGUCUCUGUGCUACGACGUCUCGAGCCGAACGAGGCCUAGGACAGCAUGCAUCGCCGACACUGUACCCGUGCAAUGAAGAGAACGCUCCGAUCAUUUCGCAGUCGGGGAAGUACAUAUUUCGCUUCUAUUUCAAUGGGUCUUUCCGAAAAGUAGUAAUAGACGACCGAUUACCGUCGUCGAAGACAACACGCUCACUCCACGUGAUUGAUCGCAAUAACCCCAAUUUCCUGUGGCCUGCUCUUGUGGAGAAGGCUUACCUGAAAGUUCGCGGGGGAUAUGAUUUCCCAGGUAGUAACUCGGGGACAGACCUUUGGGUGCUGACUGGCUGGAUUCCGGAACAAGUCUUUUUACACCAUGACGAUGCCACCUCGGAUGAGAUAUGGGGGCGUUUAUACAAUGCUUUCUACCAUGGAGAUGUGGUCCUAACGAUCGGCACUGGAAAGCUAACCGAACUCGAACAACAAGGGCUGGGGCUAGUGGGCGAACACGAUUAUGCUAUCCUGGACAUGAAAGAAUUCCAGGGCCGUCGUCGGCUUUUGUUGAAGAACCCGUGGGCUGGCGCGGAACCCCAUGUACAAAGCGGUCCCGACUCACUUACACUCAGUGGUAGCUCCCCGCUGUCUCCGGGUACCUUCUGGAUGGACUGCGAGCAUGUCCUUCAAAAUUUCGAAAAUCUUUACCUCAACUGGAACCCCGGAUUGUUCAGGUACCGCGAAGAUAUUCAUUUCACCUGGGAUUUGUCACAUGGCCGAGUUAUCGCUGGCUGUUUUGUGAAGAAUCCUCAGUUCUCCAUCUCCAGUGAUCUGGGAGGGACGGUCUGGCUGCUGCUCGGGAAACAUUUCAAGACAGAUGAUCAACAGACUGAAUUCAGUGAAUUGGAGAGUGGACUAGGCUUCAUCAGCAUCUACAUCUUCCAAGCGAAUGGCCGAAGGGUAUCGCUCAGUGACGGUGCGCUCCAUCGCGGACCGUAUGUCGACUCCCCAAACACACUUAUGAGGCUGGAGAUGCCACCCAAUACGACCUACACCGCAGUGAUUUCAGAGCAAUCACUCCCAUCAGUCAGCCAGAACUUUACACUUUCUGCGUUUUCAACGAAUCCUGUUGCCGUGGCGCCUUCGCUAGACAAGUACCUCUGUCUGACCAAGGCAAGUGGUUCCUGGACAGCGAUGACAGCAGGGGGGAACGCCGAGUCACCUCGAUAUCACUCCAAUCCACAGUUCAGCAUACGGAUUUCCGAAUCGACAGACGUCUCCAUAUUGCUCGAGACCACUGAAGCGGACCUAGCAACACACGUGAAGAUCUUUUGGUCCAAUGGACAGCGGAUAUCGCGCGUCCGAAGCCGAGACAUCAUUGCAGAUAGUGGCGAUUAUCGCCGCGGAUGCGCGCUGGCCGAAGCCAAAUCCCUGGAUAGAGGCACUUAUACCAUAGUGUGCUCUACAUUCGCACCCGAUCAACUGGGUCGGUUCACGUUGUGGAUCUCAUCCACAAUUCCCUGUACAGUUCAACCUUUGGUUUCCGAGUCCGCAGGUCGACGUACCGUCUUGUCCGACGUGGGUGUGCUGGCUCCAGGCAAGGACCGCAUGCUGGUAUCGCUGCGAGUCUCGCGUCUGACACGAAUCCGCCUGAUUGCCAGGAGCAAGCGGUCCAUGAUCGGGUCUCGCCCUGUCGCCCCGUCUCCCGUGCUGAUGACGGUGGAACUAGGCCAGGGUCCUUACAAGGAAAUCUUGGCCAGCUCAGAGGAUGGAACACACAGUGAUAGUGCUUCAGGGGUUCGCGUCGAUGACUUUGAUUUGCAGCCCAGUACCGAGUCACGCGGUGUGUGGAUUGUGAUUGAGCGCAUUGGGGGUCCGGGAGGGCAGGUGGAAGAUCAUUUCGAGGUCGAGGCAUUAGCAGAGGAGAGAGUUGAAAUUGGCCAAUGGGUGGUUGAAGACGAAUGA
This is a messenger RNA of Penicillium bovifimosum, 2532 nucleotides long. Its product is annotated as calpain-like protease PalBory. The record is from RefSeq and is a predicted model, not a curated record. Bases 1 to 2532 code for a protein of 843 amino acids. Gene Ontology annotation, biological process: proteolysis. Lineage: Eukaryota; Fungi; Ascomycota; Eurotiomycetes; Eurotiales; Aspergillaceae. The transcript is spliced from 4 exons. Gene Ontology annotation, molecular function: calcium-dependent cysteine-type endopeptidase activity.